GAAAACUAAAUUAAACAGGAUGAGGCCGGAAAAUCAUGUCGACCCGAAUUUGUUUACAAACAUGGACUACCUCCCCUACUGGCCUGAGCAGUUGAAGAAGUUUUGACAACUUGAACUUCCAAACGAUGAAACACACUGACAAAGGGGGAUAUCGGCUUGCAUAAAAAACCUCCUUAAACAAUGACUUCAUUCCUUUUCAUUAUAAAGGUCCCUGUCGAGGAGUCGAAGCAUAAAUCAAAGGAGACCGAUAAGCAAGGUAACAAAGAAGUACAAACUAACGAUUUAAAGAAGGAUGAAGUACAAAUUGACGAUCUAAAGAAGGAUGAAGUACAAACUGACGAUCUAAAGAAGGAUGAAGUACAAACUGACGAUCUAAAGAAGGAUGAAGUACAAACUAACGAUCAAAAAAUGGAUGAAGUAUCAAUUCAGAAGAAAGAGACCAAAGAUAAAGAAAUAGAAAUUUCUGAUCAAAAAGAGGAUAAAAUUACCAAAGAUGCCAUAGAUAAAGAUGAAACAAAGAAUACAAAUAAAACUCCUGAUGAUAAAAAUGAAUCAGACACGACUGAAGGAGGGGUUGUGCAGCAAUCAUCAGCAACAACAUUAGACGAAUGGGAUUUUGGUGAAGAUGAUCAUGAAACAGAAGAUAGUAAUGGCGAUGCUGAAGAAAAGUCUCACUUAUUGGCAGAAACACUAGAAAAAGACGUUCUAGAUAAAAAAGAUUCUGAGCCGAAAAUUUUUGAAGUUGAGCCAGUCGAUGAAGCAUCAGAAAUAUUACCUUUAUUGGAAGGGAGUGAAAAAUCAGAGGAAUCAAAAGAUUCUCCAAAAAAGUUAUUUGCCGUUACAGCAGUUGAAGAUCCAAAACCAGAAACUGAAAGCAAAGAAAAAGAACCUAUUGCAACUGAGAAUUUUUAUAAAUCAACAGACAAAAAGAAUGCAGUCAGUUUACCAGAGAUUAAAUCUUCACUCAUUCUAGGUAUACCAGAGAAUAAAUCAUCUGUCAGUCUACAAGAAGACAAAUCAACUGCUAGUCUUCCAAGUAAAGAAUCAGCAGCAAGUCUGGAAAAUCUACCAAAAAAGGUUCAGUUUAUGUCACAAGUUUCAGCGCCUGAUGAAGAACAUCUUCACCCCUUCAUUGAACCAACAACUAUUCUAGAGGAUACAGAAGCUUUAUUAGAUAAUUUUGGAAUUGAGAAUUAUGUUGUGUCGAAAACAGCCAGUGGAAAAUUCUAUCAGAUACUAUUUAUAGAUGAAGGAGGAGAACAGUGUGAAAUGAUACUAAAUAAAUUGGUAGAUCAAGGGAUUGGAAAAAUGGAUAAUACUUCUGUAGGAAUUUAUCCAUCGAGCAUAUUUAAAGGUGCAGUAACAGACAACAAUGAUGAGAGUGAUUGUGACAGCGAAGGAAUUGUGGGUGUUAAAAGAUCACUAUACGAGGGAGAAUUUAGGAAAUCCAUAAAAGCGAGACUCUUAGUGUCACAGGUAGUAACUGCUGUUCAGAGUAAUGCAGAAUUUAAAUUUGACUAUCUAAUGCUUAUAAUUACAGCCAGUAUAAUUGCAGCAUUAGGAUUGAUAGAGAGUAGUUCUGUAAUACUGGUAGCAAGUAUGUUAGUUUCUCCUCUAAUGGGACCAAUACUAGCAGGAACCUUUGGAUUUGUUAUAAAAAAUGACUCAUUGAGAAAUCUAGGAAUAUUUUCUGAAAUCAAGGGCUUAUUGAUAUGUGUUCUAUGUGGGUUCAUAGUAGGGUUAAUUGCAUCUAGUAUUGCUGUCAACUAUGGAACAUUAGGAGGAACAGAAUCAUGGCCAACAGAUGAAAUGAAAGUCAGGGGAGUGUUAAGAGGUCUUGUUCCAGGAUUAAUGAUUGCUUUAGCCUCUGGUAUUGGUGUAGCCUUGUCUGUUUUAGGAGGUAAUGCUGGGUCAUUGGUGGGUGUGGCCAUCUCAGCUUCACUCCUUCCCCCAGCUGUAAAUGCUGGCAUGUUAUGGGCACAUUCCUUAGUAACUGUGAUAAAACCAUUAGAACUAGUCCCUCAAACAUUCAUCGAAAACCAGAAUACAUCCAUGAAUACAACUGUCAACGUGACUGUAAAUACAUCAGUUUCUCUAGCUUGUCCUGCCUUCCUCAACAAUAAAUAUGAACCAGUCCAUAGCUGUCAGAUGGAGAUUGAGUCAGUCAUUUUAGGAUUGAUAAGCCUCAGUCUGACCAUACUUAAUAUUGUCUGUAUCUUUGUUAUAGGAAUUAUAUUCCUCAAGAUAAAAGAAGUGGCACCUCAGACUUCAGUAUCAGAUGAAUCCAGGGGUUUUUGGAAAGAUGACAUCAAGAUUGCCAGAGAUUCAUAUGUGACUUUGAAGGGGAAAGAUUCUCUGAAUUUUGGAGCUGAAGCAAAGAAACUCUUAGAAGAAUUGAGGAAGAAGCAAGGAGUUAAAAGUGAAGGAACUGCUGAACGUCUUAGAACUAUCAUAGAGUCGGUUGAACAAGAACCAUCAGUGCAAUAUGUUCAGAGUCGUAUUCCAGGCUCAAAUAGAACUAAUGCAUUUUCUCGACAGCUUUCUACUGAUCUUUUUACACCUGAUGCUGUUUUUUCACCAACAUUUCCAAAGCGUUAUCAUUACACAUAUCAUGGUCCCUCAAACCAGUCAAGCAUGGGAUCCUUCAGACCAGUACGUACAAGAAGUGAUAAUACUCAUAAGACUGUGACUACUACACCAAUUGUAGAUACGAUGGAUGAAUCUUCUCCACUAACAGAUGGCAGCACUGCAUCAAGUUCUAAGCACAGUUCUGGUACCAGUAUUUCAUUCUUUGACAAACUGAAAUCCCCAACCAGUUUACUAUUCCAAAGAAGAAAAAGAUCUUACAGUGUUGAACUGCAUGAAACAGCUCCUGUUUAAAUAAUCGGGGAACUACUUUUGAUUUCUGGAAGGUGCUGGAAACUGAAUUGGUAGCAUGAUUUAAAUGAAAUGUUUUUUGUCUUGCCUUAAAAAAAAUAAUUGAAUGUUAGACGCAGUAUGUAUGUGGGAGAUGACACACUUUUGGGAGGUGGGAUAUAGGCGGUAAAAAAGUUGGGAUGUUGGAUAAAAGGGUGAAAAAAUCUGGAAAAAGAACGAAAAAAAGUCCAAAGUUUGAAAAAAAUACAAAAAAGCUAGAUUUGGGAAAUAAGAAACCCUGUGUCCUCCCCUUGCUUAAUAUUUGAAAUGAUAUUAGUAAUGAAUAAUCUUUAUUUUGUACAUCAAUGUCUUUUACAGAAGUUACUGUUUGGAAUAUACAUGUAUCAGUUCUUCUUCACUUUUUGUUCAAGGUUCAGUGACUUUGUAAAUAUAAAAUUUAUUUGUCAUGAUUUAGGUUUUCUCUUUAGUAAAAGUAAGUAAUACUCAGUUGAUCAAGGUUUUAUUUCAACAAUAUGAUCAGUUUCUAUGUCGCUAUGAAUAAUAUGUUAAGUAGGUCUUGCAAGGGGUUUAUGCCCUUGACCUCAUUUUCAUACUUCACCAAACGAUAUUAAGAUUUUGUGCUUAGUCCAAUGUGUCAGUCACUCAUAGUGAUAAGUAUAGUACAUUUCACUUAAUAAAACCAUUUCCCAUUGUACAUGUACAUGUUAAAUAGGAUUUUUAGGUGUAGACUUCAUUUACAUGCUUCAUUGAUUAACAUCUAGAUUUUAUGAGUAGUUUUGUUAUUUUGUUAUUAUCAUGUUGCACGUAAACUAUGUAGAUUCUGUAGAAUCAGAGAUGUUAAAGACAAUGAACAGCAUUUGCAGCCUAAAGCAUUAAACUGGAAGAAAUUGAAGAAUGCACGUUUGGUUUUAAAUUGGACAUGUGUAUAAAUUCGCAAAAAUAUAAAAAUUUGAAAUGAAUGAUUUCAUUAUUUAUUACAUUUUUUAACCACGGGGAAUAAAAGCGCAUAGAAAAACUAAAUGUUAGACCUGACUUGAUGACAGAGUUUGACUGUGAUGUCAUUUGUAAGCAAGGGUUUAAAAAUCUUAAUCCUGAUAUACAAUGAAAUCUUUAUUUUUUGUUUAAUUGUCAUGUUUAUUAAAGUCUGAAAGUACAAAAUUAUAACUCAAUGCAUAGAUGAUUUUUGGAAAAAGCAACGAAUGAAAGGUGUAGAAUUGUGCAUCCUUUCUUCACAUUCUGACAAUAGCAUAAAAGUAGAGCUGUGCUCAAGGAUAAGUAAAAGAAUCAUCAGUAGAAUGGAAUCUAUUCCAAAAUAGUUAAAACAUAUUUUAUUGACAUAAGCAAUUACAAUAAAAUCCAGACUUAGAAGGUCUUCUUUAAACAGCAAAGCAACAUAGAUUGUUCUGAUAUAGUUUCAGUUGAUUUUUCAUCCAUAUAUGGAGUAUGCUUAAAUUUGACUGGACAAAUGGUAUUACCAAUAUGAGAAUUAAAUUGCAAUGAAUUGGAAAACCACCGAAAAAACUUGACAAGCAAAUUAGCUGAAUUUUUGUGAAAGAUACUUUUGUCCAAAGCUGUAAUUUCAAAUUAGCUGUGUAAUUAUUAUAAUUGUUAUGUAAAUUAUUAAGAAUUUCUAUUUACGAAUUUAUGUGUUUGUAAUUUUCUUUAAGAUUUUUAUAUUUAAGAUUGUAUUAUAUGCAUGUGCAAUGAAUUAUUUGUUGUAUUUUUUACCUAAAAUUUGAAAAUUGUUGAACUUUUCAGAAUGUCUUGCAACAUGUACAUUAAGAGUUUUGCUGACAUAAGUUGAAUUCUCUUGCUAGGGAAUUUGUUAAGGUUUUCAAAAAAAACUAGUCAUGUUGUUAAAGUGUCUUGCCUUAUAUAUAAACAAAACAAAAAAUGGUGCAUUCCACCAUAAAUGUAUCUAAAUAUAUAUAUAAAAAUAUAUAAAAAAUUAUAUGUGAAAAAUAUAAAAAAUCUUCUUAAGUCUGUCUAAGUUAUGUAUACAUUUGGAAAUCAUAUGAUUUAGAUUUCUAAAGUCUCAUAUUCAAGAUGACUGAAAGGGAGACAGCAGAACUUAUAUAAAUGUUUAAGGAUGUUUGGCACUCUAGUUUUGAACUUUUUUUUCAGAUAUUCAGAAUCCUCUAGUUUUAUCCAAUGUAGUACCAAUAAAAAUUUUGCCUGCGAACCCUCACUUUUCUUUGCAUAAUUUUAUUACAUAUAGUUUAUAAAGCAAUUUUUAAAAAUCUUAUAAAGUCCUUGUUAUUUUUUCAUAGUUUUGGAAAGUAAAAAGGUGGUAAUGUUAAAUGUAUGAAAAAUCUAGAGAGAAUCAUUUCCCGCCAAAUUUUCAGUUGAUUAUAUCUCAUAAACAAGGACACGGACCUGUCUUUUUUUCUGCUUUUUAAGUUCUGUUCUUUAUAAACUAUCAACUUAUAAUAGUCUUUUAAAAAGGUAUUUUGAAACAGAGGAGCGAACAUUCUUAAAUAUUAUAUUGCACUGUGGUUAUAUAUUUACAAAAUCCAAAACAAACUGUCCAUUUAGUUGUGGAAAAAUACCUGGUAUUUUUUCAAUCAUUUUUUUCAAAGCUACUUAAUCCUUCUAUUAUAUUUGGUCAGAUUGAUAGAAGAAAAUACAGGGUAUUUUGAAAAUAUUACAGCAUAUGUACUUAAGAAUAUAUCUCCAGUCUCACACAUUUAACAUUUUUGCACAUGAUCCUCUAUAUUUCUCAAUCAUUUCUUAAACAUAUCUCAAAAUUGAUUGUAGUAAAUUAUUUUAAAAAAAUGAGAUACUUGAUAUAUAUUUUUCAUACAGUAUUUAUUAAUUUCUUUCUGGUGCACUCCUUAGAAAAAAUUCCUGAGAAUUCAUAUACAUACCAAAAAUUCUAGUUUUUCAAAGGGUUAUAACUUACAAAAGCACCAGGACCUUUCUUUAUUUUACCCUUAUUUUGAUGUAUUGUAAACUAUGAAUUCAAAAGACAAAUUUUGUCAUUAACAAUUUCAGUAGAAAAUAUCAUAAAGUUUUUUGUUUAAAUCUACAAUGGUUGGAAAUAUGAUAUAAAUAAUGAUUAAUUAUUAUUUAUGAUUUGUUAUUGUUAAAUUUAUUGUAUUUGUAUUGUUGAUUUGUUCUCAUUCCGUGUUAAGAUAUAUAGUCUGUUAUUUUAAUAUUUGUAUAUUUAUUUGAAUUUUUCCCAUUAUUUUUCUGUUAUGAAAUAUUUUAUAGUAUUGUACACUGAAUGUCUAGAUAGACAAACACAAUGAUUUUGACUACAAAGUACAAUCUUCUAAAAUUUCAAAACAGUUUACAUCAUUGAUAGCAGGAAAUCAUAUUAAAUACAGUAUUUUUCAUUUUGUUGUACUGUACACAAAAAGCUGAGAUAUUUUUAUAUGAAGACCACAAUACUUUUUUCUUCAUAAGCACAACGAUUUUCACUUAUACAAUAUGAAAAAGUGUCAAAACAGUUGAUAUUUGUUCCCAUUAAGUGAUUAUGGCAGUAUUGUUUAAACUUUUGGUCUUGCAUGUAAUUUCAGAUGUUUAGAGUGCUGAAAGUGGCAUUAAACACAAACAACCAAUCAAUCAGUGUUGAUGGCAGUGGAUCUUAUUUAAAACAUGACUUUUUUUAUUUUGUAUUUUACACUAAAAACCAAAAGCGAUUUUUUAUAAGCAGACGACAAAUACAAUCGCCUUAUAUAAACACAACGAUUUUCACUAAAUCGAUUUGAUAAAGUGUAGUUGACAAUGUUCAUAACAGUAUUUUGUAAACUCCUGCGCCUUGCAUGUAAUUUUAGUUAGUUUAUUUCUCAGUUCAAUCUAAUAUUUGGUCAAUGUCAGUUAGUAUAUUUAAACAGUUUGACAGCUGUUUUAGUAUUAUUUGUCUAACAGAAAGUUAUGUAACUUGGAAGUUUUUUUAAAUAUGGUGAAGAAAGAAUUGGUGGUGGGCUUGUGGAGGGCUGCCAACAGUUUCAGUGCAAUAACUUAAAUUUUAAUAUUCUAAUACUGAUGACAAAAUUUAGGUCAAGUUAGAUAAUGACCAUUUUUACUUUUAUCCUUCAGGAUUUAUGGUCCUUGAUAGAUUUUAAAAUUGCACUUUAUGUAGAUUCCGUGUAAAAAUCUGUGAACCGUUCAACCAAUGCUUUUCAAAUUUUGGUAUGUUGUUGAUCACAAAAUGGAGGUCAAUUUUAAAUUAAUGAUUUUCACUUUUGCUGUUCAGGAGUUAAGGUCCUUGAUAUACAUUUAAAAAUAGAUUCAGAAUGUGGCAGGUCAAACAAGCCUGAAAGUGCCUUCAAAAUACAGAAAACUCGGUUUGCUGUCAAAUUGACAGCUCAUUUCUUGUUAUUUAUUUUUUAUACUGUCCCAUUUAUACACGAUAAUUUACACUUCUUUAACUGUGAUAAAGUUGUCAAAAGUAAUUUUUCAGGUUUUUGUCUAUCAUCGAAAGUAGAAAAAAUGUAUUAAUGGUUCUUGAAAUUAAAUUGACAUGUUAAUUCAUUGGAGGUUUCUAAACAAGUAAUUAACAAUAUUUCAAUUAUUGUUUAUGAUAUUUUUGUCCUGAAUAUGCAUGAAAUAUUUGCUGCUGAAGGUUUAGAAAACGACUAUCAAUCAGUCAAUCUACCUCAACAGUGACAGUAAAUUCAGAAUUGUUUGCGUGCAUUUAUUACUGUGAUUGUUGAACAAUGAAAAAAAAUGUGAUUUUUAGUUAUUUUUAUACGACCGCAAAAAAUUUUUGCGGUCGUAUAAUGGUAUGACGUUGGCGUCGUCGUCGUCGUCUGGCGUCGUCCGAAGACACAUUGGUUUUCGCACUCUAACUUUAGUUUAAGUGAAUGGAUCUCUAUGAAAUUUUACCAUAAGGUUCAAUACCACAAAAGGAAGGUUGGGAUUGAUUUUGGGGGUUAUGGUACCAACAGUUAAGGAAUUAGGGGCCAAAAAGGGGCCAAAAAUAAGCAUUUUUGUAACUUCCAGACAUAACUUGUGUGUUAGUGUAUGGAUCUCUCUGACAUUGUUCCACAAGGUUCCAUAUCACACAGGGAAUGCUGGGAUUGAUUUUGAGGGUAAUUGCCUCAAAAUAUUAGGAAUUAGGGGCCAAAAAAGGGGCAAAAAACAAGCAUUUUUCUAGUUUCAUGACAAUAACUUGUGUGUAAGUGUAUGGAUCUUUCUGAAAUUGUACUACAAGGCUCCAUAUCACAAAGGGAAAGCUGGAAUUGAGUUUUGGGGUAAUUGCCCAAAACGUUUAGGAAUUAGGGGCCAAAAA
This is a messenger RNA of Mytilus californianus (California mussel), 8116 nucleotides long. RefSeq lists its product as uncharacterized. Lineage: Eukaryota; Metazoa; Mollusca; Bivalvia; Mytilida; Mytilidae. The record is from RefSeq and is a predicted model, not a curated record. The coding region runs from base 181 to 2880 and encodes 899 amino acids. The transcript has 19 exons.